This is a messenger RNA of Pleurotus ostreatus (oyster mushroom), 1521 nucleotides long. RefSeq lists its product as uncharacterized. The coding region runs from base 1 to 1521 and encodes 506 amino acids. The transcript is spliced from 6 exons. Lineage: Eukaryota; Fungi; Basidiomycota; Agaricomycetes; Agaricales; Pleurotaceae. The record is from RefSeq and is a predicted model, not a curated record.
AUGGGUAUCCUCGCGCUGCUCUCCCCGACGGAACCCGCCAAGCAACCCCCGACGCCAGAAUCCCAGGAGCAGGCCGCUCAAGUCGAUAGUGAGCCGCCGUCGGUCAGUCAGUCCGAGUCUCCACCCACACCGGCGGCGCAGGAAGCAGUGGGCGACGAAGCCUCCGUGACAUUCCCGCCGAGCGUGAAUGAUAUCCCCCAAUCACCCCCUGCGGCAUCGGAUGAGAAACACACAGAUGACCUUACGCGAGCUCGAGUGCGGCGCUUCUCCUUCAAGACGUUCUCAUACGUUGAUGUCCAACCCAGUGAUGAGCCUAAUGGACACAAACCACACGAACUGUCGGCCGUUAAGGAACACGAGAAGAAACAGCGCGCUGGACAGGCUUUUACGAAACGGCUCAUCAAACCAAUAAAUGCGACAUCGAACCGGAAGGCGAAGCAGUCGGCUUUGAUGGUGCGGUCCCUGAUCAUAGGGCCAGCUGCCAAUGCCGCUUCACCUAAAGUGACGAAGGCGGUCGCCAAGCCUCAGCUUCGGAAGCUCAAGUCAGAGCUCAUGCGGCCCAAAUCAGCGAACAAAGUUAUAGCACAACUCCGAGCUCUCCCCGUUAUGGAUGAUGUGAUUGACAAAGAGACCAAGAAGCCUAUUGGAGUGGAAGAUCGCGCCAGGGGACCCAUACACGCCGUUUGUCUCGCGCAUACAGAUGCUGAGGCGGACGCGAUGCACUUCUGUCAGUUGGCAUCGGACGCUCAGGAUGAGCAAGUCGCCGCCGCGUCUUUCGGCGGUAUUACGCCAACAAGUACGUCGAUGGACAAACUGACAAAGAUGUUCAACAAUAUGCGUCUCGUGGAGCUGAUCAAGGCCCCGAAUUUGGGGCUUGGAGAGCCAGGGGACGGGGAAGGUAUUCUCGCCGGAGCUGUGCCAACAGCAGAGACAGUGCUCGAUGGCUUCAAACAAAUCACCCCGCAGCUCAUGGCGCUUGGCUUCGCAACAGGUAGAGCGAUGUUGCCUGACCACACAGAUGUAUAUCCACCCCUUGAUAGGAUGUCUGUCUUGACAUACUGGUGGGGCUUGGAAGUCGCUUUGCCUCCUCCGUCACUCCAGUACCUUUCGAACGCCCAAUCAAUAUCAAGCUCGCUGAUGAACUUCCUGUCCGCUAUUGCGCUGAUCAACAACGGCGUCCGCGAGAUCCUUCCUUUCGUCCGCUACAUCUCCCAGUUCGUCGACUUCGAAUUCAGCGCCAUCCAAGGGCAGGAUCGAGGAAAUGGAGUCGUCUGUGCGGCUACCUGGAUAAUGCCAGCAGCUAUGGUUCCUCGACCAUGGGACUUCCCAUCCCCGCCGGGUGAAGGUGGUCCGGAGGGAGAUGCAGCAAAGGGAGACUUCAAGGAACCACAAGCCGACAAUCCUGAUUUGAGAGACUUGCCACCGCUGAGCGUUCCUGUGGUUAUCCCUCCCUUGCCAUCCCUUGUAGUCACGUCUCCGACAAAUUCCAGUGACUCUCAAGCAUCGGUUUCGACGUCUUGA